UAUGACGGUGCGGAGAGGAAAGAAGCUCAGCAUCUCCAUCCAGGAACACAUGGCCAUCGACGUUUGUCCCGGCCCCAUCAGACCCAUCCGACAGAUCUCCGCCUACUUCCCCCGCCUGUCCCCCACCUCCCCCGGCCCCCUGUCCCCCAACCCGGCCUCCUCACCGCUGGCCCUCAGCCCCGGCUCCGUGGCGUCCGGGACGGUGGGCGGGGCUCACCUGCUGUCUCCGCUGCUGGCCCACGGCCGGCCUGGUGGCGGAGGCGGCGGUUCUCUGUCUCUGACCAGCAGCGUGGACACGUCGGUGGAGAUCAACAGCUCCGACAGUGACGACUGCACUGCGUUGGGAACGCUGGAGUUUCAACUUCGAUAUGAGCAGAGCUCCAGCGAGCUGCACUGCACGGUGCUCCGGGCCAAGGGUCUGAAGUCGAUGGACUUCAACGGACUGUCGGACCCGUACGUCAAACUGCACCUGCUGCCCGGAGCCUGCAAGGCCAAUAAGCUGAAGACAAAGACGAUCCGUAACUCCCUGAAUCCAGUGUGGAAUGAAACGCUCACGUACAUCGGUAUUACGGAAGAGGACAUGCACAGGAAGACGCUCAGGUUGACCGUGUGUGACGAGGAUAAGUUGACUCAUAACGAGUUGAUCGGGGAGUCCCGGGUUCCUCUGAAACGGGUCAAACCCAACCAGACCAAACAUUUCCACACCUGCCUGGAGCACCCGCCCCCGCUGCCCUCUCCGACCGCCAUGGGGGAAGCCCUGCGAGGAAUCUCCUGCUACCUACGAGAGUGGGAGAAUGAGCAGCUGCACAGCCUCGAGGAGAGAGGGCGUCUGCUGCUCUCGCUGCAGUUUCUGCCUCCGCUCGGCGGGGAGGACAAAGACGUAGACGGAGGAGGUGAAGGGCGUCGCAGCGGGGGUCUCUGUGUCGGCGUGAAGCGCUGCGCCCACCUGGCCGCCAUGGAUGUCAACGGCUUCUCCGACCCCUAUGUCAAAAUAUACCUGAAGCCCGACAUACUGAAGAAAUCCAAACACAAAACGGCCGUGAUGAAAAAGACCCUGAACCCCGAAUUCAAUGAGGAGUUCUUCUACGAGAUCUCCCUGUCGGAGCUCACCAACAAGACUCUGGAGGUGACGGUGUGGGAUUACGACCUGGGACGCUCCAACGACUUCAUAGGCGGCGUGUGUCUGAGCUGUCACUCCCAGGGCGACGCCCUCCGUCACUGGAUGGACUGCCUGAAGAACAAGGGCCGCAGGGUGGAGCAGUGGCACAUCCUGACCAACGAGCUGCCCCGAACCCUCAGCCACGACUGAACGUCAGCGAGCGGGUGGGCAGGCAGCUUCCUGCAGACGGUCGGCGGCCACAGGGAAUCCUCGUUAAGGGACGGACACAAGCAACUUUACCGCAGGAAUCUGCAGUAACUGUGUUUUAAUAAUGCCGGCUGGUGAGCCGGGUGAAGCCGGAGCAGCGCGGUGCUGCUGGUGUGCCUUCAUUAGUGAUCGCUGAGUCAUCGUGAAGAAGAACACUGUCAUUACAACAUUAGCACCAAACUACAACACACGUAACAGACAGAAGAUACACUCCGACAGAGAUUAAGCCACAGCUGUACACGUCCGACUCGUACUUGAAAUGAAAUUGCAUGUUUUGUUUCUACAAGAUACAGAUUUGUCUUAUUGAUACAGGAUUUCUAUUUUAAAUAGUGUCAUGACCCCGUUAGACCCGCUUGAAAAGGUUGUGGUUUUAAACACGUCGUUAACUUUUUGAGUUAAGUUGAUAAAAAGAUGGAGGUUUGGGUUCAAAUCAGACGUCCCUUCACUUCCUGAAGGUUACCACAUGACGCAGAACGCGACGUAGCGCCGUUUGUUUUCCGUAAAGUUAAAAAAAUUUGUCUGUUUCCUUUUCUUUUCUAACGGGACAUGAACCCCGGUCUCCUGUGUUUGUUUGACCCAUCCCUCCCCCCCCUCAACCUGCCUCCUUACCAGGACAUUUGGCGCUCUUAUACUUCAUGUCCCACUUGCUAAUAAAAAGUGAACCUCUUUUUUUAAUUUAAGAAACAAACGGUUACAUCACGUUCUGUGCCACGUGCGUAAUGCGAAUGAAGUCCUAACUUUAUGUGGCUGAAGUUGAUAUUUCACAUUCACAGCAUGAUAUCGGUCAAGAGUUACCUUCUCAUCUUUAAGUGUGUUGAUCACACUGUCAGGUACAUUUCCUUGCAUUUUCAGGAAGAUGAGUACGUUCUUCUUGGCAGCCACUUUGUCUCAGAGUGGUUUUCUGUCUCAGAAAAGUAUCUUAACCCUUGUGUUGUCUUCCCGUCACCCAUGCAACUUUUUUAUUUUUUCUGGGUCAAAAUGUUAAAUUCAAACAUUUUGUUGUUCUUCUUUCGACACACUCACUUUUCCCAAGGUUGUUGUCACUUUUAUCCAAGUUUUUGGUCACUUUUUCCCGAUGUUUUCGUCAAUUUCUUUCCUGCAUUUUUUAACAACAUUUUUGUCAAAUUUUUUUUCAAAUGCUAUAGAAUUGAAUAAAACACCCAAAUUUAAUGAAAGUAGUGAACUGAUCAUUUAUUUUACUUGUGAAGAGUAAUAAUAGUUGUAUGGAACCAUCCACGUUAUUUUCUUUGACAAUUUGGUUGUCAAAGAAAUUUCUGAUAUAGAAAUAGAUUUUGAAAAUGGGUCAAAUUUGACGCGAGGACAACAGAAGGGUAAAUAAAAUUCCCCCGGUCCCUUUAGAUCCCACAUAUCAAUUUAGGUUCACAAUAGACUUUGGCCCACAUAGUUUUUGUAGCUUUUUUCAAUGUUUUUUUCCGACCUUUUUUGCCACUUUUUCCAAUGUUUUUGUUAUUUUUUCUUUGAUGGCUAAGUUACUGUAAGCUAUUAUAUUAGACAUGCAAUAAUACAAUAACCGAUGCUUGACUUUUACCAUGAAAUAAUAGCAUGUGAAUAACUUAAACAUGUCUGGCCCUGGAUGUGAUUCUUAUUUUCCAGCGUGGCCCUUUAUGAAAUUGAGUUUGACACUCCUGCUUUAGGUGCUCCGUAGCUUUUUGAUUUUGGGAACAUAAAAAAAAUAAAAGAAUAUGGGCCUUUAACAGCUUCCAUAUCGCACAAACCCUGAGUUACUUCAUGUCAUUUCUCUGGUCUGUAAUGCACGGGUCACAUUUCUAUUGCACUCCUCAACGAGACUGUGAGAAACAAACUGACGAUGAUAUAUAAUAGUGGUUCUUCCUUGGUGUUGCAUGAUGCAAUAUGUUGAUAUACAUCUUUAUAUCUCUAUACUCUGCUGCCUGUUUUCUAAGUCAACGUGUUGAGACCCGAUGAGACAUUCAGGUUCACGGUGUUAUCGUUCUUCUUUGUAUGCACGACCGAACGUAUGAAUGUGCUUUCUAUACGAUAUUGUUUAACUGUUGUUUACACAGAUCUUGUGCUUUACAGGUGUUCUUACAUUUCUAUCAGGUGUUUUAUGUACGAUGCAACAAUAAAAUUUGGAAUGCAACACUGACA
Perca fluviatilis (European perch) is the source of this 3493-nucleotide messenger RNA. It is a transcript of the gene doc2a, whose product is annotated as double C2-like domains, alpha. NCBI's taxonomy places the organism in Eukaryota, Metazoa, Chordata, Actinopteri, Perciformes, Percidae. Gene Ontology annotation, cellular component: membrane. The record is from RefSeq and is a predicted model, not a curated record.